Molecule: messenger RNA, 339 nt
Organism: Paramuricea clavata
Lineage: Eukaryota; Metazoa; Cnidaria; Anthozoa; Malacalcyonacea; Plexauridae
Source: the annotation of a GenBank genome assembly
AUGCUCUUCGUGCCCUUGGAGCAAAAAUGUCGUUCAAACAACUCAGAUUUUUUUGCCGCAAGAAGAUUCCUGGACGCUCUUUUGAUAUCGCUACAAAAAACAAUAGCCUUGGUCACCACGUUGUUCAAUACUUCACAGCCCAAACAAACACUUUUCCCAAUUCCUGUGGAUCUUAUUAUCGCCUCUCUGACGACAACUCAAUACUUGCAAGCCAAUGUUCUCAAUGGAGUUAUCAAUCAGGGUAUUAUGUUGGUAAAUGGCAUCAUGCAGGAUAUACGUCUAACGAUCGUUUGUUCAAUCACUUGGCAUUUGUUUGUGACAAAGCACACUGGCUCGUAG